This is a messenger RNA of Leptopilina boulardi, 1748 nucleotides long. RefSeq names its product glycylpeptide N-tetradecanoyltransferase 2 (gene Nmt). Bases 25 to 1464 code for a protein of 479 amino acids. Gene Ontology annotation, biological process: N-terminal peptidyl-glycine N-myristoylation. Gene Ontology annotation, molecular function: glycylpeptide N-tetradecanoyltransferase activity. Gene Ontology annotation, cellular component: cytoplasm. The transcript has 8 exons. The record is from RefSeq and is a predicted model, not a curated record. NCBI's taxonomy places the organism in Eukaryota, Metazoa, Arthropoda, Insecta, Hymenoptera, Figitidae.
ACCAGAUGUCGCUGAACGUUGCACAUGCGCUUCAGCAAAAUCUAUAUUAAAAUGGAGGAAGAAAAUCAAGUCUUGGAUCGAGAGAUUAAAAAGGAUGAAAAUGAGGAAAAAUAUGGGACAUCAGCAAGUGCUAAGAAGCGUAAUCGCAAGAAGAAAAAUCAAACAACAAAUUCAAUGGGAGAAGAUCAUGAAUCCGGAAGUCGUGAAGAGAUAGUGAUUCCAAGUAAUUGUAAUGUUUCAAUUAAGGAAAUUCAAUUGGCAAUGGACGCUCUUAAUCUUCAACAAAAACCAGCUAAAACUCAAGAGGAAGCAUUACAAAAAUCUUAUCAAUUUUGGAGCACGCAACCUGUACCUAAAAUGGAUGAACAAAUUGUUUCUAAUGAACCAAUUGAAGCUGAUAGAACAAGCAUUAGAGGAAAGCCUUAUUCAUUACCAGCUGAUUUUCAUUGGGAUACAUUAAAUCUUGAUGAUCCAUUAGUUUUGGCCGAAUUGUAUUCAUUAUUAUCGGAAAAUUAUGUCGAAGACGAUGAUGCAAUGUUUAGGUUUGAUUAUCCACCUGAUUUCUUAAAAUGGGCAUUGCAACCACCUGGUUGGAGUAAAGAAUGGCAUUGUGGUGUACGUGUAACGAGAAAUUCACGACUUGUAGGAUUUAUUUCUGCCAUUCCAGCAAAUUUACGUGUUUACGAAAGUGUUCAAAAAAUGGUUGAAAUCAAUUUUUUGUGUGUACACAAGAAACUAAGAUCGAAACGAAUGGCUCCUGUUUUAAUUCGUGAAAUCACAAGGAGAGUUAAUCUCCAAGGUAUUUUUCAAGCAGUUUACACUGCUGGUGUUGUACUGCCAAAACCAAUUGCCACUUGCAGGUAUUGGCAUCGUUCUCUAAAUCCAAAGAAACUAAUUGAGAUUAAAUUCUCGCAUCUCUCGCGCAAUAUGACGAUGCAGAGGACUCUAAAAUUAUAUAAACUGCCAGAAAAUACAAAAGUUCCUGGAUUUAGAAAACUAGUUCAAACGGAUAUUCCACAAGCUCAUAAAAUUCUAUACGAUUAUCUUAAAAAAUUUGAUUUAGCUCCAAUAUUUAGCGAAGAUGAAUUUCGACAUUGGUUCCUUCCACAAAAUGGUAUCAUUAACAGUUUUGUAGUGGAAAAUGAUAAUAAAAUCACUGAUAUGGUCAGUUAUUAUACAUUGCCAAGUUCCGUGAUGCAUCAUCAAACUCACAAAACUUUAGUAGCGGCGUAUAGUUUUUACAAUGUUUCCACCGUUACUCCCUGGGUGGAUCUAAUGACCGAUGCAUUAAUCUCAGCUCGUAAUCUCGGAUUCGACGUUUUUAAUGCUCUUAAUUUAAUGGACAACAAGGAAUUUUUGGAGCCAUUAAAAUUCGGAAUAGGCGAUGGUAACUUACAGUAUUAUCUGUACAAUUGGCGUUGUCCAAGCAUAGAACCGGAAAAAAUUGGUUUAGUUCUUCAGUAAAACAGAAAUUAUUGUUUAAAAAAAAAAAAAAAUAAUAAUUUGUAUGAAAAACAAAAAAUUUACAAAACAAGUAAAAUAAAGAAAGUAAAGAAAAGAAAAAAAAUGCCAGGAUCGAGAGUUUUUUUUUUUUUUUGACUAGGAUUUCUCUGAACAGAUUUACGCACUUAGAAAAAUGAUUAAACGAGAAAUCUUCCCCAAUAGAAAGUUGUAUAAUAUCGAUGAAAAUCAAUUUAUCAACUUUUUUUUUUUCUACUCUCGUCCAAAUAAAAAAAAAAGCAAUUAAA